UCUUGAUUAAAAAGUUAGAUUCUUUCUAACUCUCGAGUGUAAUGGCGGUUGCAGAUUAGCAGUUUCUUUAAGAUGAAGACUAUGAAAUUGGCCUCAGCUGGAGAGGAGGUGAAAAUUUGGGAAGCACCGAGUUAUUUCUUAGUAAACCAGUAUAAUCCAGAUCAGAGUACCUUUGUUCGAUCUGUAGCUUGGAGUCCAGAUGGUCAGCAAAUAGCCAGUGUACCUAAUACUGGUGAGAAAGUGUUACUUACUUUGGUGAAACAUAGUGCUUUGCAUAAUAUUGAAGUUAGCCCAGGCGAUAUAGUGACAUGUGCUGUAUUCAACAAUUUAUCUUCACGGUUCUUGGGAUUUGGCUGUAAAUCUGGAAACAUCAUCAUCUGGGACCUGAAGUCUCAAAAAGCUAGGAGGUCAUAUCUGGGUCACAGAGAUGAAAUUACGUGCCUUCAUUUUAACUGGAAUGAUUCAUAUGUAGCUUCUGGCUCAGUCACAGGUGACAUCCUCCUUCAUAAUGUUACCACUGGUCAUACUUCUGCACCUCUCAGGAAUGCUAAAGCUCAGGCAAUACGAGGACUUGAGUAUGGAUUCAUCAAGAAAUCCCUUCUAGGAUCUGUCUCAGAUGAUGGGUCUGUAUCCCUGUGGGAUGUCAAUUCCCGUCAGCUAAUACAUGGCUUUACUGCUGCUCACAGUGCACCAGCAACGGGCCUCGUUUUUUCACCUGUCAAUAACAUUCUGCUUAUCAGUGUGGGCUUGGACAAAAAAAUAAUUAGCUAUGAUGUCCAAAUGAAAAACCAUGUGAAGUCAUUCAAUUGUGAUGCUCCUCUAACGGCUGUAGACUUCAUGGAUGAUGGAGUGACUUUAGCAGUGGGAACAAGCCGAGGAAAAGUCCACAUAUAUGAUCUCAGGCUGUCCAGCACACCAGUGAAAACUCUGGCUGCUCACAAUAUUUCUGUUCAUUCUCUUGCCUUUCAAAAUACUUCAAAUAGAAUUUUAUCACAAGGAGAGUCUUCAACAACAAAAAAAUCACAUCACAACUUAGAACCAGUUCAGAACAAAGACUUUGAAAAUGAUGAUAUUCUUAGAAGUAACAUUGUCGUAACUUACUCUGGCAUUUCUACAGCUGCUUCUACUCAGCCCAGUUCUAUCCUGAGUCCGAAUCAUACGAUGCCAGCUGUGUAUGUCGACACUGUUUGUCCAGGAAGGAGUGUGUGCGAUGUGUUUUCACCAGUUCGAGAUGGAACGUAUAAAACCUUUGAUAAACAAAGUUCUCCUGUAACUUAUGGUGAACAAAGAGAUUCUGGAUCCUUUUCACAUACAGUGUUUUCACCUCUUCAAGAAACUACAAUAAAUUCAAACUUUCGAAGACAACCCAUUGGUGGAGGUAGUCAAAACUCUUCUCAUCUUCUUGGUGAUCGUCCUAUUACAACAGGGUUAUCUGAAGCAGAUGAAGAAAAAAACAAUCCUGUAGCUCCCAUUACUUUGCCAGAAACACCAGUUUCAGUGAAUUCUUUUUAUUCUACUACCAUUUCUGAACAAAGCAAUUGUAGCCAAAAGCCUGCCAGUGCAUCUCCCACAAAGUACUCAGCAGAAAAAGUUAUCAACCAGACUAGUACAGAAGCAGUAGCAAAUUGUAACAGCUUUCUUGGUGGUGUUUUGGAAACUGAUAAGUUCAGCCAGGAUCAUAGAACUGAACCUUGUGGUGUAUCAUCAGCAGCAGGACAGAACAUAGUAACUUCUUCGAAUCACUUGGAUUCACUAACCAUUACAGAUCGACCAGAUGUGAUGGGAGCAGCUGGAGGAGAAGGUGCUGGUGAUAGUUCUUCAGACAAAUGGAAGAUCACAGAUUUUAGAGAAUCAAAUAUUAAUGGAUGCCAAGAUGACGAGGAUACGAAGGAAGAGGAGCCAAAAUCCCAGUCUUUACUGAGCAAAAGAAUAACAUGCAGGAAGCCAUGGUCCAUCAUUACCUCUGGUAAUGAAGAACCUCAAGCUUGGGACGAAUGUUUAGAAAGUCAAGUUGUUGAAGAAUCCAGAAGAUUGGCUUCUCCUCAGGCUUUUCAGGCAGAAUUUGUGCACCAAGUUGUUAGAGAUGCUAUGGAAGAAUUCAGAGAUUCUGUCCACAGAGACCUGUUCAAUCUCCAUGUGGAAGUAAUAAGGCAGUUUCACAACCAGAUGGCUGAAAUUCAUAACCUGGUGCGGCAAUAUUCAGUAAAUGAUGAACUCUUAGCUGAGCUAGAAAGAUUACGAGAAGAAAAUAAACAGUUGAAAGCUACUUUUUAGGAAAUUAGAAUAUUAAUGUUAUAUUUCAAUGCAGUGGUUACUAACUACAUAAAAAACUAAUAAUCCUUUGAAAGUUACCCAGAAGAAUUUGUAAAGUAUUUUUAUACAUCCUAAGCAAGUCAAAAAACCUUCUUCAUUUUUUUUAUUUGAGAUCUUUGUAUAAAUUCUUGUAAAUAUUUGUACAUCAAAGUUGUGGAAUCAUUUUCUUGUGGAAUAUACAGUUUUUUUUUUCCCAUGCGUGUUGUUUGGACAGCAUUCUGUUUGUCACUUCCUAGUUGUAAUGUUUACUUUGCUUAAAUUUAUUCAUCCAGCUUGUCUUUGUUACUAAUCAGUUUCAAAAGUCACGUGAGAAAUUUUACAAAAUUUGUGGUAUCUGGAUAAAUGUUAUUUUUAGAUGUUUUCAAUACAUUAAUAUUUUUUUAAAGUUUAACCAUUUUUUAAAGGUAAUAUGCAAGUAUAUCUUACAUAAAACAUGAAUCAACUGCCUAUAAACCUGUACAUUUUGUGAUACCAUAUCAUUAAAGCCUAUGCAUAAUAUGUAAAAGAAAAAAAAUGAUAGCUCUAUACCAAAGCUAUCACAUUCAUGCAAUUGAAAAUAAAAAAGAGAACAUUUUGUUUUUUAAA
Messenger RNA from Limulus polyphemus (Atlantic horseshoe crab), 2898 nucleotides. RefSeq names its product protein NEDD1-like. Gene Ontology annotation, molecular function: gamma-tubulin binding. Lineage: Eukaryota; Metazoa; Arthropoda; Merostomata; Xiphosura; Limulidae. The record is from RefSeq and is a predicted model, not a curated record. The transcript has 15 exons. Gene Ontology annotation, cellular component: centriole; spindle pole; ciliary basal body. Gene Ontology annotation, biological process: mitotic cell cycle; microtubule nucleation. The coding region runs from base 73 to 2274 and encodes 733 amino acids.